Ostreobium quekettii is the source of this 687-nucleotide messenger RNA. Lineage: Eukaryota; Viridiplantae; Chlorophyta; Ulvophyceae; Bryopsidales; Ostreobiaceae. The record is from the annotation of a GenBank genome assembly.
AUGGAGGGCCCAGGCGUGGGCUUCCAUCUUGACCUGGGCGCGGCGGAGGGCUUCACGUUCCACCGCGACCCCAGCGGCGGCGCCGUGAGGGAGAUCAACCUCCUGGGCCUGGGGCCGAAGAUGCUGGUGUCCGACCUGUCGACCAGCCAGGCUCGCGUCCUCAGAUGGAGGUUGCGCGUGCUGGGCAACACGGCCGUGGAGUUUGGUGCUGUGCCCGCCAACCUGCAGCUAGCUGUAUGCACACUCCAGGAGCGGAGCGAGGCACUGCACAAGUGCCUGAAAGAGACUGGGAAUGCAUUUUGCGUCGGAUUUUGUGCGCAAAUUACUGUUGGCAGCCAGCUGCCCUUCCGGGUGCCUGUUGUCAAGGGCACCGUUGUUGAACUCCUGGUGCAAACGGGCAAGGCGCAGUUCACCGUUGAGAAUCCCACAGACACCUGGGAGGCACGUUGGGAGAACAAACACAGGAUCCACACGGAAUACAGGGGGCCCAGUGUGAUACACUUUACGCAGGACUUUGCUAGCGACCUGGACGUCAAGCUGGCCCUGACUGCCUGGGCGAAGGCCUCCUUUGAAGUCCUUCACGUCUGCGGAGGUCCCAUGUGCGGCAACCAAGCUGUUGAGCCGCAGAACAGUGACACUCAAGCAACAGAGAGAAUUCGGCAUUUGUUAGGAAACAGUAAAUUGUAG